This is a messenger RNA of Saccostrea echinata, 1847 nucleotides long. Its product is annotated as GTP-binding protein GEM-like. Gene Ontology annotation, molecular function: GTPase activity; GTP binding; calcium channel regulator activity. The coding region runs from base 305 to 1342 and encodes 345 amino acids. The record is from RefSeq and is a predicted model, not a curated record. The transcript has 4 exons. Gene Ontology annotation, cellular component: plasma membrane. Lineage: Eukaryota; Metazoa; Mollusca; Bivalvia; Ostreida; Ostreidae.
GUGCAUGCAUGCUGGCGGCUGUUGUUUCGGCGCGAACUCUCUUCAGUCACGUGGAAAACUGUAUCUGCUGCAAUUGGCAACGAACGUUUAUCCUUGCCAUCGCCUGAAUGACAUGGAUCAAUAUUUGAAGAUACAUGUAUAUAAAAAGAAAAUGAUGCCGUAGAUAAAACUCCACUAGGAUUUAUAAUCUUUAAGGACGCUGCAAACGUGUUAAAGUGCAAAUUUUGAGCAAAAAAUGUAAUUCCACGUGAUUUUCACUGAGGAUAAAAUCAAGCGGUUUGUUUAACCUUGUGGUGUACUUGCAAUGGAACUCGCAAAUUCAAGUCACUUUCGAUACAACAAUCAUGGAUCCGCGCCCUCAUCCAGGACAAAUUCUUUCAAAAAUAAGCCUCGUUCCCGUGGGGUGCAAAAACUCAUUGAUGUCCCGAGGCGAAAUAGCAUGCCCGACACUGGGGGCAAGGAGUUGCUUUCGGUGAAAGGCGGCACCGACGGAGAACCAUUACGUCGCGUGCGGUCGUUUAAAAUGACGUCAAAAGGUAUUGUCAACCGCGGCGAUACCUUUCGCCAGAGCAAUUCAAGUUUAGCGUCUGACGGAAGUUUUUCUGAACAUAUUUCACAUAGAGAAAAACACAGGCAAAGAGUAUUGAGUGAAUCGGACAGUGUGGACUUUGACAACGCUAAUAAACAGGCUACCUCUACUUCUAUUCCGAAUGUGUACAGGGUGGCGCUAUGUGGAUCCGUGGGUGUUGGAAAAACUGCUCUUGUUAACCAGUUCAAGACUUCCGAGUAUAUGGGUGGAUUUGAAAUUUCAAUUGGCGAUGAAGAUGAUGAAAUGACUGUUUCGGUUCUUUUAGAUGGAGAGGAAUCUACUUUAGAAUUCCAUGACGUCACUGAAAAUCAGGACUUGUUGAGGACUCUGAAUGUAGACGCAUACAUGGUCGUCUUUUCUGUAAAUAACCCAACGACCUUCCAGAUUGCCAAGGACAACCUCAACAAAAUCCGAAAAGAACUUAAAAUCAACAAGACCAUUAUUAUAGUCGCAAAUAAAAUCGAUCUGGUUCGAAAGAGAGCUGUGCCAGAGUCUGAUGCAAAAAAAUUGGCAGACACAUAUAACUGUAAAUAUAUAGAGACAUCUGUGGCCCUGAAUCAUCAGGUCGACGAAUUGUUGGUCGGAAUUCUGCGGCAAAUCAGACUAAAACGAAACAUGAAACCCUCUGACGUCAUAUCCGAGUCCACAUCCAAACCAAAGGUCAAAAGGUCGGGUGCUCUGGGUCUGCUGGAUAGACUAUUUGCUCGAAAGCCCAAAUCCGGAAGCACCUGUGACAACCUGUAUGAUGCAUGACUUAUCAGCCUCCAACAUCUAUUUUGAUAUCAAAAGGACAAUUUUCCUACUCAUUUAGGAUGCCAUUCCCCUCAUGUUGCCCAAGAACGAGAUUCAAGCAAACGCUUUUUGAAUACAGUCAUUAGCAAUACGCAGAUAACUAAAAUAAACUAGGGAUAAUUGUUUUAUGGCAUUUUCACCAUUAUGCUAAUAAUCAAGAAGUGAAAAUCCUUUAUAAUGCUGGUCAUAAAUUUAUUGAUAAAGAUAUUGUUCUACACUGAAAUCCUGAAAUGGAAAUGACAUAACCAUGUCCAUAAUGUUCAUAAAGAGAUCUAGUAAUGGACUCUGAUUAUAAAGCUGUAAAAUGUUCCAUUUGUUCACCAAACCAGACAUUUCUUAAGCAUUUGAUAUUAAGAGAGAAUGAGUCAUCUGCCCAACAAUUACUGCAGCAAUGUACUAUUAAUAGGUAUAUUAAUUUCUAGGGAUAUCCCAGAUAAAGCUGUCUAAUGCAGUGUGUAAAAGUUAA